AUGUGUAAAUCCAGCCAGAGAAAAGGACACUCAAAGAAACGAAUUGAUUGUGUUGAUGAAACACCUAAUUCUGCAUCAGAAUUAUUCAUUGAUACAGUGUCUGAUGGAAAUGAACAUAUGGACCAAGCCUACACUGAAGUUUUGGUCGGACAUCAGAAGAUUCCGGUUCAUUUCAAGUUAGAUACAGGUUCAAAGGUCAACACCUUACCAGCUAGCAUAUUUGAAGCUAAAAGUUUGAAGUACCCCCUGAAGCAAGCUAAUGUCAAGCUUCAAGGUUAUGGAGGUGAAUACAUCAAGGUCAAAGGUCAAUGUAACAUGAAGGUCUACAACAGACAUUCAAGUAUGUCACUUGAUUUCUUCAUUGUCGAAACUAAGGCUCCGCUUGUUCUUAGUUUACGAACUUGUUUGGAUCUGAAACUUGUCAAAUUGAUCCUAGCAGUCGACUCACAGCCUUCGUCGUCAGGUAUGACUCAGGACUCUGUAUUGAACAAGUUCGCAGAUGUUUUCAAAGGAAUAGGCAAACGCAAAGGUAAAUGUAAACUACAUUUCAAGCCUGAUGUAACUCCAGUUAUACAUGCACCUCGACGUGUUGCAUUUGCCAUAAAGGACAAGGUGAAAGUAGAGCAAGAUCGAAUGAAGGAUCUCGGUGUCAUUGCCAAGGUCACGAAGAGCACAGCCUGGGUCAACUCACUAAUUGCAGAGAAACCCAAAACUGGUCAAAUACGGAUAUGCCUCGAUCCCAAGGAUCUCAAUCAAGCCAUCAUGAGACCUCACUACAGAAUGCCGACGUUUGAAGAUCGCAGAAUGGAUGAGAUCUAUGAGAACCUCGAUGGAUUCAAUGUGAUCGUCGAUUACAUUCACAUGCAUGGACAGUCAAAGGAGGAACAUGAUCUUCGUCUGAGAGCGAUGUUACAGCGUUCCAGUGAGAAAGGCAUUCAUCUGAACCCAGAGAAAACAGUGAUUGGAGUACAUGAAGUGAGUUACUUUGGUCACAUUCCCUCAGCUGAUGGGAUCAAGCCCGACGCUAAGAAAGUGGAUGCCAUCCAGAAAAUGGAAGCACCUAAGGAUCAAUCAGAGUUGGAGAACUACCUGAGUAAGUUCACACCUUGUCUUUCAGAGAAGACUUUCCCUCUGCGAGAUAUGUUGAAACAAGAUAAUAUGUUUCAAUGGGACAGCAAUGCGGAGAUUGCCUUCAAGAAGAUGAAGAAUGCUGUAACCAGUACAGAUUUCUUGGCCUACUAUGAUCCGAAGAAGGAGCUCACUCUUCAAGUGCAUGCAUCACAAAAUGGUUUUGGAGCUGCUGUUCUCCAGGAAGGAAGACCAGUUGCAUAUCCUUCCAAGUCACUCACCCAGACUGAGUGUAACUAUGCUCAGAUCUAA
Molecule: messenger RNA, 1380 nt
Organism: Haliotis rufescens (red abalone)
Lineage: Eukaryota; Metazoa; Mollusca; Gastropoda; Lepetellida; Haliotidae
Exons: 2
Coding region: 1-1380 (459 amino acids)
Source: RefSeq, a predicted model, not a curated record